This is a messenger RNA of Dentiscutata heterogama, 641 nucleotides long. The record is from the annotation of a GenBank genome assembly. Lineage: Eukaryota; Fungi; Glomeromycota; Glomeromycetes; Diversisporales; Gigasporaceae.
AGUAUCUAUUGUUGCUGUAUGAAUCUACACAAUUACUUACAAAAAAGAUGAUUCAAAAUAUCGAUUGUGAAACCUGUAAAGACAGAAAAAAGCUAGAAACUUUAUUAUUAAAUGAACAUAAAUUUUUAGGCCUUAAAGAACUUGUUUAUUUAUUAGAACCUUUUGCAAAAGCAACAUCUCUUAUGAGUAGAGAUACAUAUUCUACAGUUUCUCUUAUGCUUCCGACGAUUGCAACUCUUCAAGAACACCUAUUUGAAGUAGAAUCAAUACUUACUCACCUAGUUGUUUGUAAUGUUAGAAAUAAAAUAGAACUUAACAUAGCCAGUCAAUGGGAAGAUCCAGUAAUAGAAGGAUAUUUGGCUUCAAUUUUGGAUCCUAGGUUUAAAAAUCUAGAAUUUGUUUCUGAAAAAUUCAAUGAAACAAAAAUAUCUCUAAAGCAGCAAAUGAGAAUGCUGUUAGAUGAAAAUAAAUAUUUAGAUGACCAACCAACAGCAAAGCCAUCUCCAAACUUGGCAUCUUUUUUUAAUAAUGCCACCCCUACUAAAAAAUUCUCUCCAAUUGAUACAGAAUUAAAAACAUAUUUCAACUUGCCUCAAAUGAUAUUAUAUGAUCUCGACGAUCUGGACAUGAUUUCACUUUGA